CAGAAGAAAAAUUAUAUCAUCGCCCGCGAAGGUAACACUUUUACUUAAAAAGAGUGAUGACAAGCUUUCUGUGAAAAUGUCAAAAAAUGCAAACGUCAUGAGGCGUUAGCCACUAUUAUUCCUCUGCAAAUCAAAGCACCUGUCGUUUGUCAGCCAUGCCAGAGUUUUACUGCGCACGGAGCGAAUGAAAAUUGGACGAGAACGCCAAUAUCUUUCUGAUAGCAUUUUCCUGUGAAUAAUUAAGCGUACUUCAACAGCUUAUCGAAUUUCAAGUUCCUUCCUCAAUAAGGGUAUUCUAUAGGGAGCUUAAAGCCUGGAAGUAUCGAUGUGCAAGGCCUGAGACAAAUCGAGCACAAUGCAGAAUUGAGAACAGCAAUUUCCGGACAGCCAAGACUUAAAGAUCACGGAAUAUUAAGACCUAAGAAAAGACAUUUACACAACUUCCACGUUUUUUAGGCUUCAAGCUGUUUUAAACCAUUCUUACUAAUAAGCAAUCAUGUCGAGAGAGACCUCAACUACAUCACCACCUACAAUUCAAGCCGGGAACGGAGAAUCAAUAGAUUCUGAUGACGCGACAUGGAUUCUGACGAGCGCCUUUAUUAUUUUCACAAUGCAAUCAGGUUUCGGUCUUCUCGAAUCCGGAAUGGUGUCUAGAAAAAACGAAGCCAAUAUAAUGGUCAAAAACGCGGUGGAUGUCAUUUACGGUGGACUUUCUUAUUGGCUUUUUGGAUUUGCACUCAGUUUUGGAAAACAACAAAUUGGGAAUGGUUUCAGCGGUUUGGGAUAUUUUCUGACAGACGCAAACGAAAGCGAAAUGGGGCAGGUGUUCUCAAAGUAUUUUUUUCAGCUCUCUUUUUCAACGACGGCGACUACCAUUGUUUCCGGCGCAAUGGCGGAAAGAACAAACUUAAAAGCCUAUACACUUUACUCGUUUUUGAACACUUUGACGUACACACUCCCUGCUCACUGGAUUUGGGCUGAAAAUGGCUGGCUUCGGAGAAUGGGAGCAGUUGACAUCGCCGGUUGCGGAGCUGUACAUUUAGUCGGAGGUAUGAGUGGAUUGGUAGCGACGAUGAUAUUAAAGCCCCGAACGGGAAGAUUUGAUACAAAUUCUCCACCUCUGCAGAUGGCCUCCCCGACAAAUGUUCUCCUGGGAACUUUCAUGUUAUGGUGGGGUUGGUUGGGUUUCAACUGUGGCAGUACAUUUGGAAUCAGUGGCAUGAAAUGGAAACUUGCGUCAAGGUCAGCUGUAGUUACAAUCAACGGCUCUAUUGGCGGAGGGAUACUGGGCAUGCUGUACAGCUACGUCUUCUUCAAAAAGAAGAUAGAUAUUCCGACGUUUGUAACCGGGAUUUUAGCAGGGCUCGUCAGUAUUACAGCCAUUUGUUCCCUUGCUCGCCCAUGGGAAGCUCUCCUUAUUGGUGCAAUCGGUGCCAUGUUGGCCUGUCCCGGAUGUGCUCUUCUUGAAUGGCUCAAAAUCGAUGAUCCUGUCAGCUGUGUUCCGACUCAUGGUUUGGCAGGGAUCUGGGGCCUAGUUGCUGUUGGCUUGUUUGCUGAGAAAGACAUACUGGAACGUAGAUUUUCCAACGAGUUUGGAGUCUUCAAAGGUGGUCCUUGGAGAUUUUUAGGCAUUCAGUUGCUUAUGUCCGUCGUAAUCGCCACGUGGGCCGGUGUCACAACAUUACUGGAGCUACUACUGGUCGAUCGACUGCUUGGACUGCGCAUGAGCGUUGAGGAAGAGUUGCUGGGCGCUGAUAAAGUCGAGCAUGGGAUUGACGAUGACGACAGUCCCGAUACCACCCGCGAGGCGAAGGAGGGAGAAGGAGACCACAACAUGACAAUAGUAGAACUAGAUCUAAACGCCGUGGAAAAAGGUGAGAUUGGCACCGCUUUGUCCAAAACAGACAACGGACGAAAACAUUCGCGCAAAAUAAUCCGUACCAGAAGGAAAUUCCCUCGGCUGAAUUGGCGAAGAGCUGUUUCAUUAAGGAGCUCUGCAUACGAAAACUCUUGCCGUGGUACAUUUUCUUUACAAGACACCUAUAGCAACGGCAGUGUCAAACUGAACGUUAUAACUGAGCAUGCUCAAGAAAACGGAAACCUGCCAACUACAACUGCGAACAGUAAUAUUUUUCAUACAAACUGAUACUGGAAAAAGAAAUUGUUUUAGUUAAAAGAGCAAACCAAGGGGCUACCUUUUAAAUCCUUUUAUCUACUAUAUCAAUUUAGUUCGUGUAACCUUGAAUAAAA
Messenger RNA from Stylophora pistillata, 2250 nucleotides. Its product is annotated as putative ammonium transporter 3. Gene Ontology annotation, biological process: ammonium homeostasis; ammonium transmembrane transport. Lineage: Eukaryota; Metazoa; Cnidaria; Anthozoa; Scleractinia; Pocilloporidae. Gene Ontology annotation, cellular component: plasma membrane. Gene Ontology annotation, molecular function: ammonium channel activity. The record is from RefSeq and is a predicted model, not a curated record.